AUGUCUGAUAGUGAAGAAAGCGAUUAUGAGAACGAAGAAAAUGCUGAUGCUGUGGAGUCGUCGGACCAGAAACAAAGAGACAGCAGUGAGGAUGAAGAUGAAGAAAGCAAAAAUAUUCUUCGGCCUACAAUUAAGCAGAGAAAACGCAAGAUCAAUUCGGAUGAGGAAGAUAACAAAGAUGAUGAGGAAGAUGAUGAGGAAAUAGAGGAAGAUGAUGAAGAAGAUGACGAUGAUGAUGAGUACAGAGGCAGGAAAUUACGAAAGAAAAAAAAGAGACGUACGGGUGUUCAUCAGUUCAUACUGGAUGAUGUUGAAGUUGACGAUGAUGAGGAAGAAGAGAGUGAUUUUGAAGAAGACGGUGAUGAAAUGGGCAUAGAUCCCAAAGAACGUGAAGAAGCUGAAAGAAUGAUGAGAGAACAAGAUGAACGUAAUCAGGACGGUAGACGCAGGGAUAUUUUUAGUGGAAUGAAUGAAGCUCAAAUUGAAGACUACUUCAAGAAGAAAUAUUCCAAUCAGUUGCCAUCUAAUGAAAUGACUGAAGAGAAUAUGGUAGUAGAUGAUAUAGCGCGACAGUCUUUGCUUCCUUGCACAAAAGAUCCGAAUCUAUGGAUUGUGAAAUGUCGUAUGGGUGAAGAAAAAUUAGUCGCUCUGCAGUUGAUGCGGAAGUUUUUGGCCUAUGAACAUGCUAAUCCACUUGAAAUCAAGUCAGUUGUCGUUAAGGAAGGUUUGAAAGGCAUUAUAUACAUUGAAGCACUAAAACAGAGCCAUGUUGCUGCAGCAGUUGAGGGAAUAUCAGCCCUCAAUAUAUAUCGGAUUACUAUGGUGCCAAUUAAGGAAAUGUGUGACACACUCAAGGUGGCGAAAGAUAUCCCAUCUCUGAAAAAUGGGAUGUAUGUGCGUCUCAAAAGAACAAUGUAUAAGGAUGAUCUUGCCCAAGUCGAUUGGGUUGAUGUUGCACAUAAUAAGGCUUAUUUGAAACUAAUACCACGGAUUGAUUAUUCGAGAAUGCGUGGUGCUUUAAGAACACCAGAUGAACCGCGUGUUAUACGAAUGAAACGUCGACCGCAAGCACGUUUAUUCGAUGUCGAUAGAAUCAAGGAGAUUGGCGGUGAAGUCUCUACAGAUGGUGAUUUUUUAACGUUUGAAGGAAAUCAGUACCGUCGUGGAUUUCUUUAUAAAUGGUUCCCCCUUAAUAUAAUUCUUGUCGAUGGUGUGAAACCUUCACUUGCAGAAUUAGAGAAAUUCCAAGAAACGAGUGACGAUUUGAAAAAGGAAUUGGAAGGGACGAAAAUCAAGGAUCGCGCAUGUAUUUUUGCGCCAGGUGAUUAUGUUGAAGUAGCUGAAGGUGAAUUGGUGAAUCUUCGUGGCCGAAUUCAAAGUGUUGAUUGCGAGAAAGUUGUUAUGAUUCCUGAUCAUGAAGCUUUAAAAGAACCACUUACCUUGAAGGCUGCUGAUCUCAAAAAAUUUUUCAAAACAGGUGAUCACGUUAAAGUCAUCAAUGGUCGUUAUGAAGGAGAUACUGGGUUAAUUGUGCGUGUCGAAGAAAAUCUUGUAAUUCUAUUAUCAGAUUUGACAAUGCAUGAAGUCUUUUUGAUGCGACAUCCGCACCCUUCCGACGCGCGUGUUACUUCUGACCCGGUGGUAUAUGCGACAAAUAUGCGAUCCGGGCCUAAGCCUAGUAAUGAUAAAAAUCUGAAGCACAAACAUGGAAUUUCUCGAACGGAGAUAAGUACUCAAAACCCGUCAGCGGAGGCGAGAAUCUAUCUAAUACUUUAUGAGAUUGUGGUGCUGGUUGUGUCUGCUUGGAACGUCAGAACGUUUAUGGAUGAUGCAAGCCAAGCGAUCACUGUCCACACCCUUUCUAAAUACCGUCCAGUAAAUGACCGUAUGGCCUACGCGCGUUUCAAGAGGAAGUUCUGCAAUAUUUCGGUCAUCAGUAUAUAUGCUCCAACUUUAUGCGCAGAUAACCGCGAUCUGGGUAAGUUCUUUGCGGAGCUUCAACAGUUACAACACAGAGGUGACGUGAUCAUAAUCGGGGGAGACUGGAAUGCGGAUCUAGAUCAUGAUGCCGUUGUGAUGAAUUCUAUAAUUGGCAAAUAUGACAUCGGGGUCCAGUGCGCUAAUGGAGAAUGCCUUCUUCGUUUUGCCGAAUAG
Messenger RNA from Dracunculus medinensis (Guinea worm), 2154 nucleotides. The record is from the annotation of a GenBank genome assembly. Lineage: Eukaryota; Metazoa; Nematoda; Chromadorea; Rhabditida; Dracunculidae.